Molecule: messenger RNA, 4623 nt
Organism: Tricharina praecox
Lineage: Eukaryota; Fungi; Ascomycota; Pezizomycetes; Pezizales; Pyronemataceae
Product: CPSF A subunit region-domain-containing protein
Exons: 5
Coding region: 227-4561 (1444 amino acids)
Cellular component (GO): nucleus; mRNA cleavage and polyadenylation specificity factor complex
Molecular function (GO): protein binding; nucleic acid binding
Source: RefSeq, a predicted model, not a curated record
CAAUUGUCUCUCGGAACCACCGCAACGCAUCGUUCCAUACCUAUCCACGUCCAUCCCCCAGCAAGCCACACACCUGCACCACCACCACCAUUGCGAUCAUGAGCAGCACGCGCUCUCAAUAAUUGAAUCAUCAUAUUAAACAGCAACACCCCACCCCACACACACACACGCCCGCCCGCCCCACCACACCACACCACCGCCGCCUCGGGCACCCACCACUACCACAAUGCCCGAAAUCUACACCGAGCUCACCCCGGCGACGUCGGUCACGCACUCCCUCACCCUCCCCUUUACCUCGCCGACGGCCUCGAACCUCCUAAUCGCGAAAACCAACAUCCUGCAAAUCUUCACGACGACCAGCGUGCCCACGGAGCUGACAUUGGCGCCGUCGACGCCCGACGCGGCGGCAGCGGCGGGGGCGGGGGGCGGGAUCGACCGGCGCGACGAAGAGCAAGGCGACUUCUCGGCAGAGCUGACGCUGCAGCGGAGCCAAGUCGAGGAUGUGGCGAAGCUGGUGCUGGUGGCGGAGUUCACGCUCGCGGGUGAGAUCGCGGGCAUGGUCCGCGUCACCCCCGCCGAGCGGUCUCGCGGCAACGCCGCGGGCGAUAUGCUCCUCGUAGCCGUCAGGGACGCGAAGUUGAGUCUGCUGCUGUGGAACAAGGAGAGGUUCGCCGUCGAGACGGUUAGUCUGCAUUAUUAUGAGAGGGACGAGUUUGCGAGCCCCGUGGUGGGCGAGGGCUUGCCGAGUCAGCUCGUCGCGGAUCCGGGGAUGAGGGCGGUUGCGUUGAGGUUCGCCGGGGAUAUGUUGGCUGUGCUGCCGGUGAGGCAGGAUGGUGAGGAUGAGGAGAUGCUGGAUGGGUCUGAGGGAGAGGAGGAGGAGGAGGAGGAGCCCCUCGAGGAUGAUGUGGUUAUGGCGGAGAGCGGCGUGAUGGAUGAUACCGAGGACUGGGAUCCCACUGCGCCGGAUGAGCCGGAGAAUGGCGGGAGGAAGCCGGAGAUGUCGAGGGGAAAGAAGAAGAAGGAGAAAGCCGAUAAGAUGGAUCUGCCGUUUCUGCCGAGUUUUGUGGUCAACGCCUCACAGUUGGAUGAUGCGAUCAGCCAUGUGCUGUCAUUGACUUUCCUACACGAGUAUCGUGAACCGACACUUGGAAUCCUCUACUCGCCGAGGUGGACGUGGACAGGGUGGCUGGAGCAGCGGAAAGAUACCACCUGCUACAUCGUCAUCACCUUGGACCUGGAUCAAAAGGCAUCGACUCCCAUUAUCAGCGUUCAGGGACUGCCAUACGAUCUGUUUAAAGUAGUACCGCUCACGCCACCGAUCGGCGGAAGUUUGUUGCUCGGUGCGAACGAACUCAUCCACGUCGACCAGGCCGGAAAAUCCACCGGAGUAGCAGUGAACCAGUUCGCAAAGCGAACAACCAACUUCGCCGGGCUGGCAGAUCAGAGCGAUCUCUGCCUCGCGCUUGAAGGCUCAACGAUAGUGGAGCUGGACGGCGAAGGAGGCGAUCUCCUCCUCAUCACGAAAGAGGGCACAGCUGUCAUUGUUGGUUUCCGCAUGGACGGUAGAAACGUCUCGGGCGUGAAGGUUACAAAGAUUGCAAACCAUCCGGGACCGCUCGUUGGUGGGCUGGCUACUACUGCAACGUCACUAGGCGGGCGGAGGCUAUUCGUGGGUUGCGAUGAGGGCGACGCGAGAAUACUGAAAUGGCGGCGGAAAGGAGAAAAGAAGAAGGCGAUCAUGCCGGGCCUAGACGAGGGGCUGGAGGAGCACGAGGUCGAGGAUAUCUACAAUAUGCUGGACGAUGUCGAUGACGACCUCUAUGGCGGCAGCUCGACGGACUUGAGUGGUGCGAGGAAGGACAACACAUUUACGGAUGCAAAAGUCGGUGAUCACAGGGCAACGGGUGAGUAUGUGUUUCAGACGCACGAUCGGAUCGUCAAUCUGGGUCCCUUCAGAAGCAUUUCCAUGGGACGCCCAACAUUCCCGCUUGAUUCCUUGGAGAAGCAGAGGGGCGUGGUACCGGAAUUGGAAAUCAUCGCCACAUCGGGACCUACAAAUACUCCCGAAGACGCUGGAUUAUCACUGAUACGUCGCUCCGUUGCUCCCACCAUCAUCGGACACUUUGCUUUUCCGGCGUGCAGGGGCUUAUGGACCGUCAGAGCUAAGAGCCUGAAGGCACCAAGCCCCACGGAAGCAGCAACAGGACAGGAAGGUCUAACGCCAAACGUGGACGAAGAGUACGACCGGUACCUCUUCGUCUCCAAGGCAAGUGAUAGUCAAGUAUUCAAGGUCGGAGAUGCGUUUGAGGAGCUUCACGGAUCAGAUUUUGAUUCAGACGGGGCUACGCUGGAAGUGGGAGUGCUUGGAGAGGGGGCGCGGAUCGUGCGCGUUGUCAGUCAGCAGGUUAUUGUUUAUGAUUGCGAUAUGCAGCUCUCCCAGAUUGUGCCGAUGGAUGAAGAGGAGACUGGUGAAGAGGGCCCUGCAAUUACCAGUGCCAAGAUCCUGGACCCGUAUGUGAUAUUGCUGAGAGUCGACGGUAGUGUGCUGGUGUACAAGCUGGAUAAGAGCAUGGAGCUCGCCGAGGAGGAGAGGGAAGGCAUCAAGGGCACCAAAUACAAGUCUGGAUGUCUCUACAAGGCUCGGGCGGGAGAGCUGCUCCCAGCAACGGAAGCGAGAGAUACAGAUUAUAUUCUCACCCUUUUGACCGAAGAUCAGACAUUACAGAUCUUCAACCUCCUGGAUUUAAACACGCCUAUAUUCACAGCAGGGCACUUCAGUACACUACCUCCACUGCUGAAGCAGCAAACACAAUCAGCACCCACCUCACCAAAGACAACCACCGCCUCUGCCGCCGCGUCGGCAACAGAAGACAUCGCCGAGGCCCUGCUCGCCGAUCUGGGUGACCAUGCAUCCCGGGAACCAUAUCUCAUCGUCCGCAGUUCGCAAGACGACAUCACAUUCUACAAAGCCUUCCUCACUCCGACCUCCCUUGCAUUCACCAAAACCGCCAAUCCCAUCAUUUCCACACCCAGGCUAAACCUGGCAGAAACACCGCUUUUCCGCCCGAUGGUGGCUAUGGAAAAUGUCGGCGGCUACGCUUGUGUCUUCCUUCCCGGCGUGGACCCAGCAUUCAUCAUGAAGACGGCAAAAAGCAUACCGCGUCUGCAUCGUCUCGCGGGCACUGCAGUCCGUGCGAUAUCAUCGUUCCACACGGCGAGUGCAGACCGCGGAUUCGUCUACGUCGAUGUGGCAGGCGGCGUCAGAGUCGCCUUACUCCCACAGGACUGGAACUUCGACAACCCCUUCCAUGCAAAGAAGAUCUAUCUUGGCGAGUCUCUGCGUGCCGUAGCCUGGUACGAUCCGAUGAGCGUGUGCAUAGCAGCGACCACGAAGCGGGUCCCCUUCAGCAUAGAAGAGGACGACGGGGCAGCCACGCCCGACGACUCACAACUAAAACCCACUAUCGACUCGGGCGCAGUCGUAAUUAUCUCGCCGCUGACAUGGACAGUAGUGGAUCGGUAUCCCUUCGCACACAAUGAGGUGGCGCUGAUAGUGCAGACCAUCUCCCUCGAGGUAUCGGAGCACACCAAGGAGCGCCGCCAGCUCGUCACUGUAGGAACAGGAAUCUUUAGAGGAGAAGACCACUCUGCGCGCGGCGGGAUCUAUGUCUUUGAGGUGAUCGAGGUCGUUCCGGAGCCUGGAAAACCAGAGACCAACAGAAAACUCAAGCUUGUCACCAGAGAGGAGGUUAAGGGCACCGUCUCUGCGCUCUGCGGCGUGAACGGCUAUCUCCUAGCCGCGCAAGGCCAGAAAAUCAUGGUCCGCGGACUCAAGGAAGAUCAAUCACUGCUGCCGGUGGCGUUCAUGGACAUGAACUGCUACGUCACAGUCGCGAAGAACUUUGGCGGACUCGUGCUCUUUGGAGACUUUGCCAAGAGUGUCUGGUUCACUGGGUUCUCCGAAGAGCCGUACAAGAUGACGCUGUUUGGGAAGGACACGCAGGAGAUCCGCGUCGUUGCCGCGGACUUCUUGCCGGAUGGCCGCCAGCUGUUUUUUGUCGUCGCGGACGCGAACGGAGACGUCCACGUGCUGCAGUACGAUCCUGAACAUCCGAAAUCCCUCGCGGGCCAACGCCUAAUCCACCGCUGCGCCUUCCACUCCCCGCACGAGAUCCUCUCCCUCACCCUCCUCCCGCGGACGCCGACCACGCCCUCCGCCGCAUCGGAGGAGCAGUACCUGCUGCUUGCAGCCACCCGCACCGGCGCGCUCGCGCUCAUCACCACAGUCCCGGAGAACUCCUACCGGCGGCUGAACCAGCUACAGAACCAAGUCGUAGUGGGCGAGGAGCACGUUGCGGGGCUGAAUCCGAAGGCGUUCCGUCACGUCCCUACGGGCACGGGAGAGUUUCUGCGCGGAGUCCUCGAUAGGGGGCUGCUGGAGAGGUGGGUCGGUAUGCAGACUGGGAAGAAGCGCGAGGUGGCGGAGCGCGCGGGACUGGAGGUCGAUGCGGCGAGGGAGUGGGUUAGGAGUGUCGGAGAGGGCGCGUUGACGUACUUGUAGGUUGUAGGGUUGGAAGUUGUUGAUGGGGGGUGAGGGGGUGGGAGGAUACCAUUGGAGGGAGG